Molecule: messenger RNA, 7844 nt
Organism: Phymastichus coffea
Lineage: Eukaryota; Metazoa; Arthropoda; Insecta; Hymenoptera; Eulophidae
Gene: Dscam2
Product: cell adhesion molecule Dscam2
Exons: 28
Coding region: 185-6001 (1938 amino acids)
Biological process (GO): cell-cell adhesion; axon guidance
Cellular component (GO): plasma membrane; axon
Molecular function (GO): protein binding
Source: RefSeq, a predicted model, not a curated record
UCGUCAGUAGUCGCGGUGCCGAGCGCGGCGCGUACCGACGCUUCUUUCCAGCGCGCUCUUCCGCACCCGCUUGGUCCUUUUGCUCGUCGCCCAGCGACGCGCGAGGCGCAGCGCACGCCGUGCACCGGUCCGCCCUGCGCCCCAGUCCGCGGGUCCGAGCGCUUCGGUGCAUGAGCCGGCGAGGAUGCCACUGACCGGCGGUCGCCCGCUCGCUCUCACCGCUGCCUCCGCUUUCAUUCAAGGCUUGCUCGUGGUGCUGGUGGCGCGGUCGGGGCUGUGCCACGGCUUCGACGCCCACCUCCGUGGGCCAAGCUUCCUCAUCGAGCCACCGUCGAGGGUCGAGUUUUCCAACUCGUCGGGUGCUUGGCUUGAUUGCGCGGCUACCGGCAGUCCACCGCCGAACAUCGAUUGGUCAACGGCCGAUGGAUUGCCCGCCGGCGAUGUACCUGGUGUUCGAAGAUUGCUCAAAAACGGCACGCUCGUCUUGCUACCGUUUCCCGCGGCCGCUUACAGGCAGGAUGUUCAUAGUGCCACCUAUAGGUGCGUCGCUAGCAACAGCGUCGGCCGUGUUCUCAGCCGUGACGUUCAAGUUCGAGCUGUGGUGGCCCAGGCGUACAAGGUGGAGGUGGAGGUGAUAGGAGGCGCGUCGCGCGGGUGCACGGCGAUCCUGCGCUGCGUGGUGCCGAGUUUCGUGCGGGACCUCGUCAGAGUGGUAUCGUGGCUGCAGGAGCCCGCGUUCUACAUCUAUCCUUCGCUCCAGGGUGACGGCAAGUUUCACCUGCUGCCUACGGGCGAGCUACUCGUGCACGGCCUCGAAUUCGCGGACCAAGUGCCCGGCUACAGGUGUCGCACGAUGCACCGACUGACCAGGCAGGUGGUCGUCAGUUCCAUGGCCAACGUGCGCAUCGCCGAUCACCGCGGCGUCAUGCCGCCAGUCGUCCUCGACCACUCGGAGAACGUGCACGUCGCCCAGGACGAGUCCAGCUCGCUGGUGUGCGUCGCCCAGGCCUGCCCCGCGCCCGAGUACAGGUGGUUCGCUCAAACGGGCGCGGAGCCGAUGCUGGUCCUGCCUGGGCCGCGCACGCGACUGCUAGGCCCGGUACUGGCGAUCGAGGCGGUCACGCUGGAGGACAGCGGCACCUAUCGCUGCACAGCGUCCAACCCCGGCGGCGAGGCCAGCGCCGAAGUGAGAUUGGUGGUAACGGCGCCCCUGCACGUGGAGGUGAGCCCGGCGCUGCUGAGCGUCCACCUGGGCGGCAGCGCGGAGUUCCGCUGCGAGAUCGGCUCGCAUCCGCAGGCCGGGCCGCACUUCGUCACGUGGUACAAAGACGGCCGACAGCUGCCGGGCACAGGGCGCCAGUCGGAGCUGCUGCGCAUCAGCAGCAUCGGCCGCGAGGACCGCGGCAUGUACCAGUGCAUCGUGCGCCGCGCCGAAGGAGACACGGCGCAGGCAUCGGCCGAGCUGCAGCUCGGCGACGCGCCGCCAGUGUUGCUGUACUCGUUCAUCGAGCAGACUCUGCAGCCCGGCCCGGCGGUCUCGCUCAAGUGCUCGGCCGCAGGCAAUCCCACCCCGCAGAUCACUUGGGCGCUCGACGGCUUCCCCUUGCCCGGCAACCAGAGGUUCGUGAUAGGACAGUACGUGACGGUCCACGGCGACGUCAUAUCCCACGUGAACAUCAGCACGGUGGUGGUGGAGGACGGUGGCGAGUACUCCUGCACGGCGGAGAAUCGCGCCGGCAAGGUGACCCACGCGGCAAGGCUCAACGUCUACGGACUGCCCUACAUUCGGCUGAUCCCCAAGGUGACGGCCGUCGCCGGCGAGACGCUGCGGCUCAAGUGUCCUGUGGCGGGCUACCCCAUCGAGGAGAUACGCUGGGAGCGCGGCGGCCGCGAGCUGCCCGACGACCUGCGCCAGAAGGUCAUGCCGGACGGCACGCUCAUCAUCUCCAGCGUACAGAAGAGCGUGGACAGCGGCACCUACACCUGCUGGGCCAAGAACAAGCAGGGCCACAGCGCGCGACGUAGCGGCGACGUCGCGGUGAUCGUUCCUCCCAAAAUUAGCCCGUUCACGGCAGAUCACGAGCUCCACCUGGGCGAGCGCACGACGCUGACGUGCUCGGUGUCACGCGGCGAUCUACCCUUGACGAUCUUCUGGCUGAAAGACGGUCGCACGCUGGGCCCGUCCGAGCGCGUGACCGUGACCUCGGUGGAUCAGUUCAACAGCAUCCUCAUGAUCGAGAGCUUAUCGCCCGAUCACAACGGCAAUUACUCGUGCGUCGCUCGUAACUUGGCCGCUGAGGUGUCGCACACGCAGCGCCUCGUGGUUCAUGUGCCGCCGCGUUGGACCGUCGAGCCGAGCGACACGAGCGUCGAGCGUAACCGACACGUCGCUCUGCACUGCCAAGCGCAGGGUGUGCCGACACCCAACAUCGUCUGGAAAAAGGUCAUCGGUGACAAGUCGGGCGAGUUCGAGGAACUGCGUGAGAGGCCGUACACCAAGAUUCUGAGUAAUGGUACGUUGCUGCUGCAGCACGUGAAGGAGGAUCGCGAGGGCUUCUACGUGUGCCAGGCCAGCAAUGGCAUCGGCUCGGGCAUCGGCAAAGUCAUCCAGCUCAAAGUCAACUCCUCGCCGUUCUUCGCCGCGCCCUCGAGGCUCGUCACCGUCAAGAAAGGAGACACCGCCACCUUGCACUGCGAGGUCCACGGCGACAAGCCCAUCAGCGUCAGUUGGUUCAAGGGGGGCAAGGAUGAGAUGAAUCCUUCCACCAACUACAGAGUGACGGUGAAACAAGAGUCAACACCGGACGGCGUAGUGGCGCAGCUGCAGAUCUCCUCGGCCGAGGCAUCCGACAGCGGAGCCUACUUCUGCCAAGCGAGCAAUCUCUACGGCCGCGAUCAGCAACUCGUACAAUUGCUCGUGCAAGAGCCGCCGAUGGCCCCGAGCAAUCUCGAGACGGCGAUGGUCGCGAGCCGCAGCAUCAACGUCAAGUGGCAGCACAAGGCGCAAGACACCAGCGAGGUCAGCAAGUACAUACUGCAGUACAAGGAGGCCGACGGCAUGUGGCAGCAGCAAGAGCUCACUGGGCCGCCGCUGCCCUACGCCGCGCUCAUCGACGAGCUCAAGCCCGCGACCAGGUACACCAUCCGCGUGAUCGCGGAAGGCCCGGCCGGCAGGUCGGCUCCGUCCAGUGACCUGCUCGUCAGGACCGAGCCGCAAAGGCCCGCCGGGCCGCCGCUCAACUUGGCCGCCAGGGCCCUGUCGUCGUCCGAGGUGCUGGUCAGUUGGCUGCCGCCGCUGCCCGAGCUGAGGCACGGCGACAUCGAGGGCUUCAACGUUGGCUACAGAGAGACCAGCUCGUCGAACCCCUCGUUCAACUUCACGUCGGUGCCGGGAGACGGCGAGGAGGGCGGUGCCGAGCUGCGCCUCACCGGCCUGCGAGCCUACACGCGCUACACGCUGGUCGUGCAGGCCUACAACCAGGUGGGCUCGGGGCCACUGUCCGAGCUGCUCACCACGCAGACCCUCGAGGACGUUCCCGGCGCACCGCCCGAGGACGUUCGCUGCGUGGCCCUUACCUCCGAGUCGCUGCAGGUCUCCUGGCAGCCACCGCCCAGCAGCCACAGCAACGGCAUCAUACAGGGCUACAAGCUCAAUUACGAGCCGAUUCUACCCGACAAUUGGCCCGGCGUCGAUGAGAUGGAGGUGCGGAAAACGAGUGCUUUAACGACGGUGCUUACAGGCCUGCGCAAGUACACGAACUACAGUAUCCAAGUGGUGGCAUUCACUCGAGUGGGCGACGGCCAGCCGACCCGUACAAUCUACUGCCACACCGAGGAGGACGUGCCGGGCAGUCCAGCGGACAUAAAAGUCGUGGUGAGCUCACCCCAGGCACUUUUCAUCUCUUGGCUAGCGCCACUCGAACCCAAUGGCCUUGUCACCAAGUACAACCUCUACACUAGAGUGGUGGACGGCCGCGAGGAGCUAAACCACGGCAAGCGCACGCUGCCCGCGGGCGACACGUACUUCGAGGCGACGGGCCUGCAGCAGCACGUGGAGUACCAGUUCUGGGUGACCGCGAGCACUCGCGUGGGCGAGGGCCAGAAUUCCAAAGUGGCCGCCCAAGUGCCGACGAACCGCGUGCCGGCCCGCAUCACGUCGUUCGGCGGCCAGCUGGUGCGCCCGUGGCGCGGCUCCGUCACGCUGCAGUGCAACGCCGUCGGCGAGCCGUCCAGUCGCGAGUGGUACAAGUCCAACCUCGAGCAGGUGCGCACCGACUCCAGCAGGAACAUCCAAAUCAUGACCAACGGCGAGAUCGUGUUCUCGAGCCUGCAGCCCCAGGACAGCGGCAACUACACCUGCCAGGUGGAGAACUCGCAGGGCAGCGAUAGACUCCACUACCAGCUCAUCGUUCAAGUGCCGCCGAGCGCACCUGUACUGUACAUAUCGUCAUCGACGUCGUCAUCCAUCCUUCUGCAUUGGAAGCCGGGCUACAACGGCGGCGCGCCAUUGACCAAAUACACUCUGCACUAUCGCACCGCUGCACACGGCACACUGGAGGAGAUGCAAUUGUCACGACGCGCCACCAGCCACGAACUCAAGGGCUUGCUGUGCGGCAACACGUAUCAACUAUACCUGAGCGCUCACAACAAGAUCGGCAGCAGUCCAGCGUCGCCGGUGUUGUCGGUGCGAACGCAAGGCCAGCCACCGGGUAUACCACCAGCGGCGGCGUUCCUGGCGCCCAACUCCACCUCGCUGGUGCUGAGACUGAGCGCCUGGCCGGACAACGGCUGUCCGAUUCUGUACUUCGUCAUCCAGUACCGGCCGAUCAACGAGUUCCACUGGACGCUCGUGUCCAACAACGUGAAGAUGCAGAGGCGGUUCGUCGUCACGGGCCUGGCCUCCAGCUCCGUCUACCAGCUCAAAGUGGAGGCCUACAACGUGGCCGGCAACAAUCAGGCCGAGUUCACCUUCGUGACGCUGACCAAGGAAGGGGCGGCACCGUCGGAGAUGUCGGAGCGCGGCAUGGCCGGCGUGGUGGCGUUCUACGCGGACCUGAAGAUCAUGCUGCCGCUGCUGGUGGGCCUGGGCGCGCUGCUGCUGGCCGCGGCCACCAUCACGGCGCGCUGGCGAAACAGGUACUCGGGCGAGCGCGUGCAGCGCCCCAUGAAGGAGUCGCAGGAGAACCAGCAGAACGCCGAGACGCAGCGCGAGCGGUACUAUGCGACGAUCCACAAGGUUGCCCUGCAGGCCAAUGCUGGCCCACCGGACAAGAUCCCAGAGACGGCGGAGGAUAUCUCUCCGUACGCUACGUUCCAGCUGUCGGAGGGCGCCGGGGCCGGCCUGGGCGGCCUGGCUGCGCUGGCCGAUCACUCCGCGGGGGCGCUCCACCCCCAGAACACCCUGCUGCACAGCUUCAUGUACCACGAGCACGCGAUGACCGAGGGCUGCGCCAGCCCGCCGCCCCAGACCACGACGUUGAAGAGCGUGUCGUCGCGUCGACGUCAAGCCAGGAAGCAACACCAGGGCGACGUGGAGAGCGACGAGAGCGAGUCUGACGCGGACCAGUUGACCAGCUCCAGGACCGAGAGCAGCAAUCAGCUGGACGCCGGCAAACUCAAGCACAUUCGAGCCGUUUCCGAUUUCAUGUACCACGGCACGUCGAGCACCUCGUCGGACAUCUCGCCCAUGUCCGAGCAAAAGUCUCUGCCCCGAAGAGGCCGCUCCAGAAGAUGGCACGUGCCGAGCAGGAGCUCGCUGCGCACGAUCCUACCGCCGGUGUCGGUGGCGGAGACGGGCUUCGGUGGUGGUAGCGGAGCAGAUCAUCGCGGAGGCGGCCAAGCCCAGCAGCAGCAGCAGCAGCAACACCAGGAGAUGAGCGAGGCCGAGUGCGACGUGGACUCGUUGAAGAAGCUGAAGCUGGGCCUGAGGAGCACGUUGUGGUCGAGGCCGGCCGGUCAGCAGACCAACAACCCGUCGUCCGACUACUCGAUCGCCGUCUAGCCCUCCGUUCAGCACCGGCAGCGGCGCCGAGCCAGGAAGCCCUAACGUGAACUCGGACCCCGAGUCGCACACCACUUCUCUUUAUUGUAAAUACGAACGAGCGCGCCACGGGCCAUUCUUUCACCAGCGUCUCAUACCUCUGUACAUUGUCGUCCUUUUGUAUCGCUGCAUCAUAAAGCGCAACGCCCCCACUGCCCCGUCCUCCCCUCGUCCCGGAAACCCAGCCCCGCCACCGUCCUUACGCAGGUUUUCAUCGUUCCGUGAGCGCGAUCGCUAUGGGCAUUCGUAUUUGGAACGAGACACACACGAUACUCACGACACCGAGCGGCGCGGUUAGCCGAUGCGCGUCGCCAUUAACGAAUUAUUAUCGUAUAUAUCUAUUGCACGACGCAGAGUGCUCGAGCGAGAAUGAACCGAGAGAUUGUAUGCGAGUGCAGGUAUGGAACAAAUCAAACGUUUUAUUAGUUGAUUUCUAUACAUAUAAAUAUAUAAAUAAUAUGGCUGUUGAUACUAUUAUUACGACUAUUACGACAUUAUUACACAUUACUAACAUUACCAUUAUUGCAUUAUUAGUAUUUUAUAAUAAAAGGAAAAGGGAAGCAAGCAAGUCUGUACAAAUAUUGAAGCGCGAUCCCGAGUGGAUGUGGCGCGAGAAGCAAGAAAUUCUGCCCGCGCGACGGCCACGUAUCUGCGCGUCUGACUUUCUGUCAAAGAGUAAUAUAAUUAACGAUUAAUCGAAGCGCGCGCGCGCGACUAUUUCUAGAAGACAACUCUUUCAUUUAAUUUUUUUAAUGUAAAAUUUUUAGCAAAUUCUAUCGUAUAAUUAUAUAUAUAUAUAUAUAUACAUAUAUAUAUAUAUAAAAUCGACGCGAGGAAUAAAAGAAAGCGUCCUAGACAAUGUUGUUUUUAUUGUAAGACUAUUCAAGUGCCAAACGAUUUGACCCAAGGACUAAUCACUCUCGAUAAGAAGAAUCACCCGUUUUUUAAACGCAUAUGUAACCUUAAGGUCCCUUCUGAUGACGCUGAUUGUGAGUCGAGCUCCCGUCGACGGACUCAACGGCCGAGACUCUCGCGCGCGUCACCUCCGUGCGCACGAUGACAGUGCUAAAAUGAUAUUUUAGCAUUGUCGCCUGCGACUACGGCCAAGCAGCCAGCAAAACACUUGCCUACCGAGCAGCCUAAUCGAAUUUGAUUUUCGAAGAGCGAGAGUCCCGUCGGUUGUAUCCCGUCGGCCUGCAAAGUUGGCCAAACGAUCACUUCCAAUUCCAAACACACACGACUGUCUUUCAACGAAAAGAAAUCCCAACAUAUCCGCGGAAACGGUCAAAAAGUCUGCCAAAAGAACGUUUGAUAAUCAGCUGCAUGGAAUUACAUUGUAUCUCUAUAUUUUGUACCUUCGAAAUACGUUUUUAUAUCUGUCCCCUACAGUUGCGUUUGCGCUGGAGUGAUUAACCGCUUGGAUGUGACUCUUCGAAAGGCUGAUAAUACGUAUCGCACGAACGCGCGCGUCUAAGGCAAACAAUGGCGCCUUGUCCGUUUUUAUUAUUAGGUGUUAUUAUGCGAAGCGACAAUUUGCAACUCGGACAAGGUGCGCAAGAGCAUAAUCGCGUUUGGCGAGCUGUUUAGGGAAACACGACCAGUAGACGAUUACAAAUAAUAUCGACUGUACCUUGAUGAACAAAAGGAUUCGAUUUUGCGAAACCACGUUUUUCUUUUGGCUGGGACGCCGUUCGCCCAACGUUUCAUCUUGAAUGUACUUGAACGACGAAUACGCAUGGCGUUUCCGCAAAAGUAUUGUAUGUCGAUCUUCUUUUGGUCGAUUAAAUAAAUUGACAUCGUUUAA